Molecule: messenger RNA, 1212 nt
Organism: Nestor notabilis (Kea)
Lineage: Eukaryota; Metazoa; Chordata; Aves; Psittaciformes; Psittacidae
Product: keratin-associated protein 5-5-like
Exons: 1
Coding region: 1-1212 (403 amino acids)
Source: RefSeq, a predicted model, not a curated record
AUGCGCUGUAGCAGAUGUGGAUGCUGCUCCGUUGUGAAGAGCAAGACCGUGUGCUGCUGCCCGUCGUGCCAGAAGACCAUCUGCUGCAGCCCAUGCCAGCAGUCCUGCUCCUGCGACCCAUGCCAGCAGGCUGUCUGCUGUGACCCAUGCUGCCGUGACCCGUGCCAGAAGACCGUCUGCUGCAAGCCCUGCUGUGCCCCAUGCCAGAAUCCCUGCUGUGACCCAUGCCAGAAGCCCUGCUGUGACCCAUGCCAGAAGCCCUGUUGUGACGCGCCGCGGCAGAUCCCCUGCUGCGACCCAUGCCAGAAGCCCUGCUGUGACCCAUGCCAGAAGCCCUGUUGUGACCCAUGCCAGCAGUCUGUCUGCUGUGACCCAUGCCAGAAGCCCUGCUGUGACCCAUGCCAGAAGCCCUGCUGUGACCCAUGCCAGCAGUCUGUCUGCUGUGACCCAUGCCAGAAGCCCUGCUGUGACCCAUGCCAGAAUCCCUGCUGUGACCCAUGCCAGAAGCCUUGUUGUGACCCAUGCCAGCAGUCUGUCUGCUGUGACCCAUGCCAGAAGCCCUGCUGUGACCCAUGCCAGCAGUCUGUCUGCUGUGAUCCAUGCCAGAAGCCCUGCUGUGACCCAUGCCAGCAGUCUGUCUGCUGUGACCCAUGCCAGAAGCCCUGCUGCGAUCCAUGCCAGAAUCCCUGCUGUGACCCAUGCCAGCAGUCUGUCUGCUGUGACCCAUGCCAGAAUCCCUGCUGCGACCCAUGCCAGAAGCCUUGUUGUGACCCAUGCCAGAAUCCCUGCUGUGACCCAUGCCAGCAGUCUGUCUGCUGUGACCCAUGCCAGAAUCCCUGCUGUGACCCAUGCCAGCAGUCUGUCUGCUGUGACCCAUGCCAGAAGCCCUGCUGUGACCCAUGCCAGCAGUCUGUCUGCUGUGACCCAUGCCAGAAGCCCUGCUGUGACCCAUGCCAGAAUCCCUGCUGUGACCCAUGCCAGCAGCCCGUCUGCUGUACCAAGGUGUGCCAGAAGACCUGCUGCAGCUGCGGCCAGGUACCCUGCUGCUGUACCUGCCGCCCUUGCUGCCCUGCUGAAUGUCUGUCUUGCUGCUCCUACACAGUGAAGAAGCCCAUUGUGCUGCGCUGCAGCCCUGUGCUGUGCUACUCUCCCCUGAGGAAGUAUGGCAUUCCCAUCCAGCAGUGCUGCACCUCAAUCAAGAGGCUUUGCUGA